Messenger RNA from Spodoptera exigua (beet armyworm), 2410 nucleotides. Lineage: Eukaryota; Metazoa; Arthropoda; Insecta; Lepidoptera; Noctuidae. The record is from the annotation of a GenBank genome assembly.
UAUUUUCGUAUAAAUCGUGUGUUCCUUGUAUUAAAAUUUGUUUAACGUGUUAAAAUUAAAAUAGAUUUUUUGUGUGAGUGUGUUUUACGAAAGUAAAAGGAGGUGAAACGUUGUUUCUUUUUUGAAUAUACAAUGUCUUGCUAAAAGUGAGAAGAACAGAAGCAUUCAAAAAUGGCCGUGUGUUCGGCCGCUGUGAUCGUGGAGAAGGCCAACAAACACUAUGGCAGGCCUGACAAAGCAGACUUCAAACCUGUCCUUAAGGACAUGGACAUGGUCGUUGAUAGGGGUAUCAUAUAUGGUCUUCUUGGACCGUCAGGAUGUGGUAAGACCACUCUGCUAUCGUGCAUAGUAGGAAGGAGAAAGCUGGACAGCGGGAAUGUCUGGGUCCUGGGUGGAAGACCAGGCGAGAAGGGCAGUGGUGUACCAGGACCUAGGGUUGGAUAUAUGCCUCAGGACAUAGCACUAGUCGGCGAAUUCACAGUUCGAGACGCCAUAUACUACUUUGGCCGCAUUUAUGGAAUGAAAAUGGAAAAGAUGAUGGAACGCUUCGAGUUUCUUUCUGACCUCCUAGACUUGCCCAGUGGUGGAAGACUGAUAAAGACUUUAUCUGGAGGGCAACAGAGACGUGUUUCGCUUGCUGCGGCCCUGGUACAUGAACCUGAACUCCUUAUAUUGGAUGAACCGACUGUUGGCUUGGAUCCUGUGCUGAGAGAACGGAUAUGGGACUUCCUAGCAGAGCAAGCUCGACGUGGAACCACCGUUAUCAUCACGACACAUUACAUAGACGAAACGAAACAAGCACACAAGAUCGGUCUCCUCCGAGAUGGCCAGCUAUUAGCGGAGGACUCUCCCGAGGAUCUACUGAGGAAAUUCGACUGUGACACUCUUGAGGAAGCUUUCCUCAAACUGGCUAUGAGACAACAUGAGAUGCCUAGGAGACGAUCAACUCUGACAGCGUCUCCAGACGUGAUCCCGGACAGCAGCAUGUGUGCACCGGUGGACAACCGGUACCACUCCCGAGACGACUUCCCCACCAUCACUAGUAGCACUGACGUGCUAACAAAGAAAGAGAAAUCAAAAGGCAGCAAGAAAUUAAAGAAUUCUCGGUAUAAAGCUGUCUUCAUCAAAAGCAUACAGCAGUUCGCCAGGCAUCCUGGUGGACUGAUAUUUUCCAUCCUGUUCCCCAUAAUACAAGUGGUAGCUUUCUUCGCGGCCGUGGGCCACGACCCGCGAGAUCUACAAAUUGGAGUGGUCAACGAUGAAGCGGCUUUCUCACCAUUUGGCUUGAAGAUCUGCAGCAACACGAGUUUGGUGACGACGGUACUACAAGAGGACGAGACCUGCGACCUGUACAUGCUCAGCUGCUGGUUCUUGGAGGAAAUGGAGAAGAAAAUGCUGUUCCCUACUGUAUAUAAUUCGACGGAAGAAGCUCGCAAGGCAGUAGCUACGGGCAAGUUGUAUGGGGCGCUACAUUUCUCGAGGAACUUCAGCUCAGCGCUGGGCAAGCGAGUGGCGGAUGGAGAGGUCGAUGACGAUAUCGUCGAAGACAGCAGCGUUAGCGUCUGGCUGGAUAUGACUAAUCAUCAGAUCUCCAAUUUCAUGAAGACACAGCUUCACAAAGCGUACGAGAGCUUCACACGACGAGCCAUGACAGCGUGCGGUAGACCAGAAAACUUAGUGCAGAUCCCAGUGCACUUCGAGAAGCCAGUUUACGGUAAGAGUGAACCGCAAGUUGUCAGCUUCAUGGCGCCAGGGAUACUUAUCACUAUCAUUUACUUCUUAUCUGCUAUUGUGACGUCGACGCUGAUGAUCACGGACCGGCUGGAGGGUGUCUGGGAGAGGAGUGCGGUGGCCGGAGUCAAGCCAAAGGAGAUGUUGAAUGUGCACAUUACACUGCAAUCUGUUGUUAUUUUGCUGCAGACAAUAGAAAUGAUGGCGCUAGCUUUCAUUGGCUACGGUAUCCCCUCAGUGGGCUCCAAGCUGGUCUGCGGUCUACUGCUGUUCCUUCAGGGCAUCUGUGGCAUGUGCUAUGGCUUCCUAUUGUCAGUCUACUGCAAUAGCCAUACCAUGUCCUUCUUCGUGGCUACUGGUAGUUUCUACCCCAUGAUUCUUCUGUGUGGUAUUCUAUGGCCUUUGGAGGGAAUGUCAUACACACUCCGAAUGAUUUCCCUCACUCUCCCGUUCACGAUCCCCUCCAUAUCUCUAAGAAAUAUCAUGGAGAAAGGAGCCACCAUCAUGGAUAAAUCAGUCAUCUAUGGUUUCCUAACCACUAUCGCCUGGAUAGUUAUUACUCUAGCUUUAAUUUACUUACGGUUGCGAUUCAAGAAGACGUAGUUUUUUUUUAUUGAUUUGAGGACUUUAGUGGAUGAAAAGACCAUGUAUUGUUGCCGAAAACUCUUAAGUAUUUUUU